AGUUUCAUUCAUACACAUAGCCUCAAAAUAUCAGGUUGUUGUUGUCUAAUAAGGCCAUCCAUAUUAGUUUUUUCCUAUAUUGAUUGCCACUUAUUGCGGUUUAUGAGGGUCCAAGGAAUAUAAGCCAUAUAAUGAAGAAACAUUAUGUCGACGCUAGCAGGCUACGGAAAAUGAAAAAGAUCAGAAUUAUGGAGAAUAUAUCUGAAAGCGCUUAUACCUUUCUGAAGUUUAUAAUCGGGUGGACUCUGGUGCUCCUAGCAGAUUUUAUACUGGAGUUUCGAUUGGAGUACCUGUGGCCCUGUUGGCUAUUCUUCAGGAGCGUCUACACCACUUUCCACUGCCAUGGGCUGAUUAUUUGUGUGCUGUUUGUGUGUGCGGCGUUCACCCUGGACAUCUUUUGUUUAGUUUUUGUUCCCCUCCACUGGUUGUUCUUCGCAGCCAGCACCUAUGUCUUAUUCAAUUACAUUUGUCACACAGAGAAAGGCAUCUGUAUGUCGACGGUGUCCCUGUGGGUGCUGCUGGUGUACACAGAGGUUUCGCUCAGGCUCAAAGACCUGAAGAACUCCCACGCCAACCUGUCUCAUCUCUUCGCCGCUCACUGUAUUGGCUAUCCUGUUGUCUAUCUGGGGUUCGACGCCACCUGCUACUUCACCAGCAUCUUCAAGCUGCGCACGCAGAAAGCUGUGCAGAGCGAGAAUGACUUCCACAUGCACCUCCUGCAACAGUCCCUACCUCCGGGCCUGCAGCUUUACCCCAAGAGCAUCACUGACGGCAACGGCAACUCAAAGUGGAGGCCCAAACCUGAGUCUAGCCAGUACCAGUGUCAGAACGGUGCUCUGGCGUCUGAUGAGAGACUCACCUUGGACUGCCUCCAGAUCCACAGCGAGGAGGAGCAGGGAGGGGCUGAGAGGGGUGUGGAGGAGACAAAGCUGGGACACUCAAACCCCCAGCCGCCUCUGUCUUCCAAACCCAGAGACCCCCCCACCGACAGGGGGGCAGGAGGAGGGUCGAUGGAGUCCUCAUCCUCCCCUAAAAAUCAGCCUCAGGAGGAGCAAGGCGGCAAAGUCCCCCGGGCCGCCAAAGGCUCUUCCUGCUCCCCCAAAGCAUGCAGGACAUCCCCCGGCGCCGCCUCCAACAUCCUUUCGCCUCCUCCUCCCACUGGCAGGGCUGACAGGAAGCAGAAGAACGGCUCCAAAACGGUCAGCCCCAAUCGGGACGCCGCAGACAAGGGCCCCGCCGCUCCCAAUCCGAAUCCUCACGCUGACCAGAUCACUAAGCUGGAGCAGGAGAUGAAAAGUCUGAAGGGCGAGCUGCAGGCCAGCAGACAGAGUGAGCAGGAGUUGCACAGCCACAUCUGCAACCUGACCAACAGUGAGCGCAGCCUGAGGCCUGAGGUGUCCCUGCUCAGGCAGAACAACGAGCUGCUCCACAGCAAGAUCUUGUGUCUGACCAAGACCAGGCAGAAAGACAAGCAGACCAGCGCUGUGCUGGAGAAGAAGACCAAAGCAGAGACAGAGGCCAGGCUCUUUAUAGAGAAAAAGCUGGCCGAACUCCAGGCUCACAAACUAGAGGAGGUGGCCAUCUUAGCGCAUAGUAGUCUACCAAACAGGCAAGAAUACUCUGAGACCCUAAUGUUAAGGAAAAAAGCAAAAGAUCUAGAGACAGAGUACAAACAACUGCAGCUGGAGAGUCAAGGGAAAGAAGGGCGUGUGAUAGCUCUAGAGAAUCAAGUGGAGGCCCUGGGGAAGUAUCGUUGUAUGGAGCAGGAGGAUCAGGACAUGCUGUUCUCCGCCCUGUCGACCCUGCAGCAGAAGGCUCAGCGUCUGGAGUACAACCUGAGUGCUGAGACGCGGAUCAAACUGGACCUGUUCUCAGCCCUGGGAGAUGCCCGCAGGCAGCUGGAGAUAGCACAAGGAAAAGUAAUGAAGCAGGAGAAGGAGAUCAGCGACAUGAAACAGAAGAUCGCAGAGUUCAUGGCUGUCAGUCCUGGCAUGUCCUUCAUGACGCCGCGGCCCAACGCGCCGCAGUACCUCACCAAGUUCCUCAACUCGGAGCGCUACGUGCUCAACCGACGGGCGCUGAUGUACCAGUGUCUUAAGAAAUGAGAGCCUUUAUCACGGCCUGUCGAAAAACAUACAGUAGACCAUCUUUGGCCUUCUCUUGAGCAGUGCUCUGUCUGUGCGCACAAGAGGCUUCCUGGAUGUGGCGAUGAUGUCACAGUGCUCAAAGACAUUCUCAGUCUCAAGGCUUUGUAUACAGUAGUUCUCAAUAAAACAUGAACUGUCUUUGACAAUUACCUUCUCAGUUAGCCUCCAUAAAUCAUAGGCGAGAUGAGAAAGAAAAUGCCCUUGGAUGCUUCCCAGGUGCUAAAUAUUCCUCAGUCUUUCCUCUCUGAAGUAUUUGAGUUCAGAGGACUUGUGAGGUUACCGAUGCCGCCGGUGAUUUGUUGAUGUAACAUUGCGUUCCCUUUGCUACAGUAAAUAUGACAACAUUUCAUAGGUGCUUGUCCGUUAGGACACUAUUGACCGUGUAAUGUUUGGGUCGAGCAUGAUAAUGUUGGAAGAGAUUGGGCUGUCUGAGCACACUUUUCCUUAUGUCGUUGUUUUCGGUUUCUCUCCUAUUAAUUUGCCUUAUGUUGACAGGCAACGAUUAUUCAAUGCAUGUAUUGCCAGUGGACAAACCCCUGGCUCCUUUGGGCAGUGUCCCUUCUUCUAAACAAAAGAUCAGUCCACACCAGACCUGGAUUCAAAUACUAUUUGAAAUCAUUUCAAAUACUUUAUCUGGGCUUGAUUGAGCUUGCCUGGUACAAUGGAACCAACAGACUAGUCACAAGAGUUAAAACCCGGAUCAUCUAGCAUUCCAGACAGACUAAAGCAAACGCUAAAGUAUUUCAAAGAUUUCAAAUAUUGGUUGAAACCACUGUACCAUUUACCAGUCAUGUUGAGUAAUCUAUAAGUGUUUUUCAUAGUGAAAAUGUAUAUUGUCUAUAAAUGACUGUAGCUGGUAAGUUGGGCAGCGUUGUGAAUAACAUGGGCAUAACAUGGAAUUUUGUGGACCAAAAAUUGUGGGGCAGAUGUGCAAAAUUACCAGCAAAUUGUAUUUGUGCAUUUACACAAACACACAAUGUAAAGAAUUGAAAACACAACCCAAAGUGUUUUUGUAAAAUGAUGAACACUAAUGAAGUAGAUGUUACCGUUUUUGGUCUCUUUUUGUUAGAUUUAGUGUUUUCUAUCAAAACAAUAUUUUUAAGCUUGAUGUACUUUUCACAUGAAAGUUGACUGCUUUAAUUUGGUAAGUCAAUGUAUUUGUCAGCAUGACAUUUUGUAUGUGAGUAAUACAGUACUAUUUAUUUGGGCACAAUGUCAUUUGUGACUAAAGAUUGUGCAGUACAUUACAUAAAUACUAGUUCAAGGGCUCCAGUUUUUACAAUUCUGAUGAAACAGUUGAUAAUAAAAAUGUUUUUACCAGUUA
This is a messenger RNA of Coregonus clupeaformis (lake whitefish), 3471 nucleotides long. Its product is annotated as macoilin. Lineage: Eukaryota; Metazoa; Chordata; Actinopteri; Salmoniformes; Salmonidae. The record is from RefSeq and is a predicted model, not a curated record. The transcript is spliced from 11 exons. Gene Ontology annotation, biological process: neuronal signal transduction. Bases 132 to 2105 code for a protein of 657 amino acids. Gene Ontology annotation, cellular component: rough endoplasmic reticulum membrane.